AUGAAUGAUGCUUUAGCGUCAUUAGACCGCGGCGUGCAAACGCUUUUUACAGAUCCCGGACUUGCUCUAUCCGCUACUGUUUCCCAUCCUCUAUGCGAUUGUAUGUUGCAGCAGCCUCCACUCCCCGAUUGGCGCCACUUAGCGCGUUUUCCAGUGCUCAAGCGUCACGUAUUGACCAAAUUUCGUUCUGUGGCAGUCGAGAUGGCAAAGGUACCACAAACACCGCGCAAGCGUAGAAAGCGGAGCAUUGCACAGCAAAGUGGAGAUGUUGAUGAGUAUAAAACACUUUGCCUUGCUUCUCUUUGUCAGAACUUGGUUCAAUGUAAAUUAUUGAUAAUUGAUGAGGCCGAGUUGGUGGAAAGUGUAGUAAAACUCGAGUCGUUCGAUAUUCUACGGCGCGUUAUUGGCAGCAGAUUACUACCUAUCAGGAAGCGAAUGUUACUACUAUCAUUUGCAUUGCAGGAGCAGAGAACAAAGUGUUUGGAGUCUGCUGUGCAGAACUGGAUUCAGAAGGUCAGCGAGAAAUUACUCGAGGAAAUUCUGGAGGCCACAGCUACGAGUGGGUCCGGAGAGCCUCCAACGAAUCGAGUGAGGACAAGGUCAAAAAAUAAUGGGAUGCAGGAAAAAGGAAGAAUACAACAAUACUGUGAAUUUUGCCAACAUGGGGAUAGUACUGCGUUCUUGAAAUCAAAAUGUCGAGAUUGGGAUCUACUGGUAAAGUGUACGCGAGAAAUUGCAGAGAUGUUGGAAAAAAGUGGGGAAAGAUUCGUAAGUAAUAAGGCGAUGAUUGUGCUGUCGGCGUUCUGGGAUUCUAGCCCAGUUGCCGGAUUAUCGACAGAUAGAAAGAUAGAAAAAAGGCAAAAAAGGUUCAAGUAUUUUGUGAAGUGCGAUAAUGUUGACAUACCAUCGAUAUCCGUGGUGACCUUCAAACAGAUUUGUCAGCAAACAAUAACAAUACCGAGCGCCGAAAUUCCAAAGUUUAUGACUGAUCAUUUUCAGAAGAUGUGGACGGUCAGUUGGGAGCGAGAAGUAGAAAGUGUAGUCAAAGCGGGGCAAAUAAUCAUGGUUGACGUCAUCUGUCAGUGCUCAAAGGCAGAUGCCUUCGCUGGUGCUGCACUGUUGUCGGAAGGAAAGCAAAGAAUCACGCAAUUUACAGGUUUUCGCAUUGUGAGCGAGGUGAUUCGCGUCACAGGUGUAAGUAUUUCAGAGAUAAUUGCUUCGUUUGCAAUUAUCUGGAAAGUUCGUUGUAGCGGUGUACAUAUGCAAGUAGCUGCGCCUCGCAAUGUAGUAACUUCCACAACGAAGCAGAUACUACGGUCAUAUUUAAGUGAAAUACUACUAUCUGCAAAGGUGCGGUUCGAAAUGGGACCAUACUCACCACUCGGCCUCCUUUUUGUCUUGUAUAAGAUUUAUGCCAUGCUUGACCACGGAAGGAUACAGAACAAAAGUUAUAUCAAGCAUUGGGAUGCCUUGAUGUCUCAGCAAAAAAAUGAGACCUCAACUCCGAUUUCAAACCAGGAUGGAAAAAACUGGUGCCUAUUUCUUGAAAAAUGUGUGCUGGAUGUUCAAACCGACAGUUCCGUGGCAAUGCAUGGCCGCGACCACUUUUUGCAAGCAUUUAAGAACUACUGUCGUACUAUCAUGUAUACUGUCAUUGCAACGGGUGGCAGGGUUAUAUCAAGUGGAGGUGUGAUCCGACAGAAUUUAUUAAGUGAGGAAGGUGGUUGCUUCACAGUUCGAAAACUGCUAGCACAGAUGUUAACAACCUUUGAUGAAGAAUGGGUUUCCAGCCUUAUUGCACAGAUCCUGCGAGCGCGCACACAGCUUCGCUUCUCUGGUGAGAACGACCAACAAGGUAUAAAAACUUUGUUGUUUCCAGGGCUUUUUGCAGGCUUGAAGUCAACCAGUCGAUCCAACCCGAAGAAACUAAACACUGGACAGCAAUUAUUUACUAAGAUUAUCCAUGCUGUUAACGCCAUUUUAAAGGAAAGUGAGUCAUCUCCUUUGUAUCUUGUUGCAUUGAUGCAAUUUUGCGAGGCAUGGGAUGUUUAUCAAAGUACUCAUACAGAAGAACCUUCAUCAAAAGCAAACCGAUGGGGUUUUAAGGCCAUGGUGGAUUUAGAUAUGCUUCCUGAGCUACUUAUCUGUUACGAUAAGGUUGAAGUGUUGUGCCAAGAACCCAGAGAUGCACUUAACUUUGCAGCCGAAGUACUACAAAAUGUCCCAAACUGUCCACCGACACUAGAAGAGAACCUUUUAAAAGUGCUUUCUAAAGUCAAAACUGGUGUAGAGCGUGAGAAUACAUUCAUUGCAUGUCCACAGGAUGCACAACUUGUCUCGCAUUCCAGUGCUGUACUUCAGCGUUUCCUUUGCGCGGUGAGGUCAGCAGACAUAGCGCAGACUCGAAUGAUAAUAAGCAACAUAAAAGAUAUGGCGCAGCCACUGGGCGAGUUAAGGCAACAACUAGAGCAGUGGUUCUCAUUUGUUAAAAUGUAUGGCACAUCUUUUGCGGGCAAGGAAUCGCGAUUCGAGCUAUCACUAUUGUGUACACGGCUAAUUCGAUGGUAUCCCGAUGAGUUUGGUAGCAUGCGCUUUGUGUUUAUGUCCCCACUUGAUUCCCACUUCGUUUUUACAUUAAAGACGUUUAUAAAAGAGGCUGCAAGAGUCAACACGAUGAAUAGUCCUUCUGUGAAGACUGCACCGCUACCAUCGGCAGUUCGAGUCGACAUGGCAUUGCAUCUUUAUUUGACAACAGCAGCAUUUCCCGAUCUCGAAACCUUAACUGUCCUUCUGACAAAAGCAAUGAUAAAGUGUCGUUCUCCUGAGGCAUUUGGUGAUCUGGCAAAUAUUGUACUUAAGCAUGGCCGCGUGUUAUUAAUUGAAGCCGCCGUGGCAACACUUAGCCCCCCACUUCGGGGUUUGAGCUUCUCCGAUCCUGCUUGCAUUCAGAACGACGGCUGGGACAAAGAUAAGAGGCUCGAGAAUUUUAACAGACGCUCCAAGUCUUGGAUCUACCAGCGAAAUACUUUACAGAUCCUGGCAGACUCUGCUUCAAUCUUCAGUAAAAAAAUUGCGUGGUCAGUUUCGCUAUUUGACGAGACAACUUCUACAACUUGGCUUCCUUUUUUCCUCGAUUACAUCUUAAAGACCGAGUUUUGUGAAAGCACACUACGAGUUGACAUGCUUUUGACAACAUUAGAAAAGCUAAUGUUAAGCGAUGGAGAGCAAGAACUUCGUCAGGCAUAUUGGCUUGCUGCACUGCUCAACACAGCUCUGAUUGCGUGUUCCAGUCGAAGUGCUGGUUCCUACGUGAAGUUAGACGUGGACCUUCGCGAUAGGUUACGGCGAAGUACUGAAAAGAUCUCACAGCUACAAGCAAUCGCUUCUACAACAAUGGAAAUAGAUUGCAAUAAUUGCGACACUUUCGCUCUGUCUGGCAACAAGGUGAUAGGCUUGAUCGAUUUUUCCAGACGUGCAAGACUGUCCAUUGAGGAAUAUGGAGGGUCGUGGAUCUGUGAGCAUCAAAUUGAAGAGAACUUGUGUACGACUUUGCAAAUAAAUUUGUCAGACGUUUAUGAAGCUAGGAUGGAGGAUCCUUCCGCAAUGGUGAUACAGCCUUCUAUCCAAUAUUUUCUACCCUUCGUGCACUGGUUGUCGGCAGCGUUGAUUUACUCCCAGUCGUUCCUGGACGAGCCAUCACCCUUGAUAAGACGAUGGGAGCGCACGUUUACGUGUUAUGUGACGGACGUGUAUUUGCACGUCGAAUUUACAGGCAUCACGUCUGACCUCCUUAAGGCGUGGCUCACAACAUGGUUAAAUUUCAAUUUUGCUCGAGGUCAAGAUGAUCAGCAGCUUCUGGCCCUACUUCCUUCUCAAGUUGCUUUGUUUCGUCGUUUGGGAUUAAUUCCGUCUCGCUCUAGACCUCAAAGUCAAGACUCAACUUCGAUUUGGCAAUUGAUUUUAGCUGCUAUUACUCUUGCAUUGAAUCAAGACAGAGCCAUGACUAAAAAGGAGCUUGAACAAGCUGCAGAAGUUGUUGUCAGUACGUUGACGACGCUGGAACUCACUGAACUAUCUGCAUUCUCGGACUAUACGAUACUUCGCGACAUCGAGCCAUUUUUUACAGAGCUAAAGAAUAUUUUAUUAAGACCACAGCUUCGUGACUGGAAUAUUGAUCCAUUGUGUUGUCUGCUGCAGUAUCCACUGGAGGUACUUGUUUGCUGCUAUGCGUGCAAGAUCCCAGCAGACUCUGUAGUGGAGUCGCAAUUGUUUCUUGAACGUACUAAAGCAGUCCUACAAGCUACCAGUAUCACUGAUAAAGACGCGUCGUCUAAAAGAGCGACCGAGAUGAAUGCAAUUCUUCAGUACUGGGCAGAUGAAAUGCUCCUCAAAUACGACUAUGUCAAUCGAUCGCGAUGCGUUCAUAUUCUAGAAGUCAUUCAACUAUCGCUUAGAUUUUAA
Plasmopara halstedii is the source of this 4461-nucleotide messenger RNA. RefSeq lists its product as uncharacterized. The transcript has a single exon. Bases 1 to 4461 code for a protein of 1486 amino acids. The record is from RefSeq and is a predicted model, not a curated record. NCBI's taxonomy places the organism in Eukaryota, Oomycota, Peronosporomycetes, Peronosporales, Peronosporaceae.